This is a messenger RNA of Paramecium pentaurelia, 1156 nucleotides long. The record is from the annotation of a GenBank genome assembly. Lineage: Eukaryota; Ciliophora; Oligohymenophorea; Peniculida; Parameciidae.
AUGCAAUGGUUUCGUGCAUUUUUAAUCUUUGAUUUUAAAAUGUCUAAAUUUUAUUUAGAAAUAAGAAGAGAUAUUGAAUUCGAUGAUGAAUGGAAAGCCACUUUGGAAGAAAUCAAAUUACAAAUCAAUAUAUAAAAUGUUUUUGAGGAAAAAGUAUUCUAAAUGAGGUCGAACUUUGGAUCAAUUAGAGGCAAAUUUGAUAUUUUUACAAGUAAUAUAAAUUAUAUUCCCAUAUAGAUAGAUUACUAGUAUUAAUUUCUAGCUAAAAAAUUAAGGAAAUAUUCUAAGCUGAACUUCUACUAUAAAUUUACUCUCAUCUUUUUGAAAUUACAUAUUAUUAGAACGUAUUGUUUAACAUUAAUUUAAUAGAUUAAUAUCACUGAACUUGAACUUUAUUAGAAAUUUGAAAUCUAAAAAAUCAUUAACAUUUAUGAAUAAAAAUUAAUCAUAAUGAGUAGUUUUACUUAAUAUAACAUUAAUGAAGAAGAUAAUUCAAAUUCGAAAAUGUAUACAUGUCUAACUGAUGAAAAUGAUGAAUAACAAAGAUUAUAACCUAUAGAUCAUUAUAUUUAAAAACCUUUUAAAGGAUUCAUGAUGUAUGAUUAGAAAAAACGAUACUUUCUAAUGCUGAUAAGAAAAGGAUUUAACAAUGAUUAAAUUUGGAUUGAAGAAAGAGUUAGGAUAGAAAAACUUAUUAUGAAUGGAUUUUAAUAAAAUACUUCUAUAAUUUCUAUUACUACUUAAUUUGCUUCAUAUUUAAUAGAAUAUGAUAGUUAAACAAGUACAUUACUUCAUUUAUAUAAUAGAGUUCUUUUUUAUUUUAUUAUCUAAUUAUAGAAUUCCAGAUUUACCUCAAUUUGAAUUAUUAAAUAUAUUAAAAGUUUUUAUCACAAAUCAAACAGACUUGUAAAAAGUAAAAAAAUAUUAUUUAAUUUAGUAAAUAAAAUAUGAGAUUGAAAAUUAAUGUUUAUGUUCAGUAAGUGAUAUUAUUGAUGCUCAAGAAAGAAUCUACCUAAAGAGAUAUCAUCCAUCAUUUUAUAAAUCUAUUAUAUCUAACAGAAAUAUUUACACAAUGUAAACAAGAAAUCUUUAAUUAAUGGAUAAUGCAAAAAAUUAAAAGAAAAAAUAUUAAUCAGAACUGUCUUUAGAAUCCUGA